AUGCCUUGUUGGGUGAUCACGGGCGCAGAUCGGGGUAUAGGGUAUGAGUUUGUCCGCAAGCUUUCACCAGACCCGGAUAACAUCGUCGUUGCUUUGGUGCUAUCGAAGAAAGCCACAGAUGAGAAAAUUGCGAAACAUGGCAUUAAGAACGUUCAUGUGCUAGAAGCCGAUGUCACUGAUCGGAGCGCUUUACUGAAAGCGGCUGAGGACACCGAGAAGAUCACUGGCGGGAAAGGCGUGGAUUAUUUCAUAAACAAUGCUGGCUUGAUCGCAAAGCCCACAGCCUUUCGAACCUUAGAAGACUACCUCGAUAUGCCGGAGGUAUUUGACAAGGACAUGCAUGAAUGCUUCAGUAUCAAUGCCAUUGGGACUAUGAACGCAACUGCAGCUUUUAUUCCUCUAAUACGAAAAGGAACUGUCAAAAAAGUUGUUGCAUUGAGCAGUGGCAUGGGCGAGCUUGAAUUCACUAACGAGUUGGAUAUGGAUAUGGCGGUGCCUUACUCAAUAAGCAAGGCUGCCAUGAAUAUGGUGAUGGCCAAGUUCAGCGCCUCGUACAAGAAAGAAGGCAUCUUGUUCAUGGCCGUCAGCCCAGGGGCCGUGGACUCGGAAGAUGACGGCCGCGGAUCCUAUGCUCCAGUCCAGGACGUUGAGGGAGAUCUAUCGCAGAAACUCUAUCCUGUGCGGCCAUGGCAUAAGGAAGCAAGUGCUCCAGAGCUCCAGAAGCGCAAAGAACAGGGUAUGAAGUUUCAACAAUACGAACCGACUUAUACAACGCCGUUAAAUACUCAAGAAUCUGUCGAGUAUCUCCUGAAGGUGUUGAGCGAGAAGAGCAUCGAGAACGGGGACGCAGGGGCAUUUAUCUCCCACCUAGGCACUAAGAGAUGGCUUUAG
This is a messenger RNA of Fonsecaea multimorphosa CBS 102226, 891 nucleotides long. RefSeq lists its product as uncharacterized. The transcript has 5 exons. NCBI's taxonomy places the organism in Eukaryota, Fungi, Ascomycota, Eurotiomycetes, Chaetothyriales, Herpotrichiellaceae. Bases 1 to 891 code for a protein of 296 amino acids. Gene Ontology annotation, molecular function: oxidoreductase activity, acting on the CH-OH group of donors, NAD or NADP as acceptor. The record is from RefSeq and is a predicted model, not a curated record.